This is a messenger RNA of Echinostoma caproni, 1665 nucleotides long. The record is from the annotation of a GenBank genome assembly. Lineage: Eukaryota; Metazoa; Platyhelminthes; Trematoda; Plagiorchiida; Echinostomatidae.
AUGCCUAUUAUCAACUGGGAUCAUAUUGACAAUACGGAUACCAGCCUGAGCGAGAAGCAGCUGGAAUCAGUCUUUCUGCUCAGCUCACUUGAUGCUCGGCCCAUUCCCCGCACGGACAGUGAAAACAACCAGGUGCCCACUUUACCCGCUGUAGAUAGCACACAACUACAACCGGUGUCUCAUCCCAACUCGGAUGCCAUCGUCCACAUGCAAUUAGCUUCACACUUUUACACGUGGCUACGCUCAAUGGAACAGAAUUUCCACACAACUGAUACCGAAGCCGAUUCACAGUUUAUGGAAUAUGUGGCACAGAAAAAAGAAUACUGUUCACAGAUUUUACAAGAACUGCGUGCUAUUCUGACCAAUUUGAACGCGUUACGUGAGCACUAUGCUACUGUAUCGAGCAAAACUAAUUCACUGCAUGAUGUAUGUGAACAUUUGCUUCAGGAACAGAACGAAUUAAGUGAAGUUGCAAAACAAAUUGAUCGUAUUCUCACCCACUUUGUCAAUGUGGACAUCGUGGAAGCAGAAUUGCGUUCCGUCAAAUUGGUUCUGUCCAAAGACAAACUGAAACCGAUGCUGGAUCGUCUGGACUCGAGCAUCAAUUUCCUCCGUCGACAUCCAACCUUCAAGGAAUCGGAGACGUAUUUGUCCAGAGCGAUUGGUGCACUGGAAAAGGCACUUCAGUUGAUCAAUGCCAAUGUGACACGAAUCAUUGAUCGCACAAUAAACGAACUGAUGGAACUUCAUGAUGUAGUCACGCCGGACAAUUCGUUUAUCCUCCUCUACGGGCGAUUCCGUUCACAAGGCCCGAAAAUUCGAGCCCUUAUCAGCCUAGUCGAGGAGCGGAUCGAUGUGGCCGAAGAAUAUGGGAAAGCGCUUCGUGAUUGUCACAAUUUCUAUCUACAACGUCGAGAAGAACUUCUCACUCCGGUCGCUCGAAGUGGAAUUGGUGAACUGGUCGAGAAGUAUCAGAACGAUCAUUGCUCAUUGCUUCGAACCGGUGGUGCAUUUAUGGUCCACAUGUGCGAGGAUGAAACACGUCUGUUCAGCCAGUUUUUCGCACCGCAACUAUCAAACUCUCUGAAUCAAAUGUUGACCAAUUUGUGUCGUUGCAUGUACGACGCAUUCCGUCCACUGAUCAUCCGUAUUAGUCACGUGGAAAUUCUAUCCGAGCUUUGUGACAUUCUCAAAUAUGAGCUGACUGAGGAGCAUUUGACGGAGAAAGACAUAGACAUGACCGCGUUCACCGAACUGUGUGCUAUGCUGUUGUCUGACAUUCAGGAUCGUCUGAUUUUUCGCGCGCACAUCUACAUCAAAACACAAAUUUUGGGCUACGAACCAAGUCCGGGCGAUUUGUCCUAUCCGGAGAAAUUGGAAAUGAUGCAUGAUAUCGCCAAGGCAACCGCGCAGCGAACCGCCGCCUCGACAACCACAACAGAACAAACUGAUUCAAGCACAUCAGAGGCACCCGACCCCGACUCAGCAGCCGCAGUAGAUGGAACCAGUCCUGGGUUGACGGUGGUCACAUCCGCGUCAGGGACUGGAGCGUCGGUUGAUUUGGCUAUUCAACCGGGACCCAAUAUGUCUCUCGCUCCAGCUGAUCUGCNCACGGGAUGUGGUAUCCAACUGUGCGACGGACACUGGUCUUUCUAUCGAAAUUAA